Molecule: messenger RNA, 5322 nt
Organism: Malaya genurostris
Lineage: Eukaryota; Metazoa; Arthropoda; Insecta; Diptera; Culicidae
Exons: 6
Coding region: 371-2275 (634 amino acids)
Biological process (GO): cell adhesion; extracellular matrix organization
Cellular component (GO): extracellular matrix
Molecular function (GO): cell adhesion molecule binding
Source: RefSeq, a predicted model, not a curated record
GAUCCCUAGUGCUACUGCAAUCACCGUCUCGGUAAGACACGCGAACGCGCGCGGAUAGUUUAUUCGUUUGGCCUCCGGUACGGAUCGAUUUCGCAAAAAAAGAACCCUCCCCCGCACUCACACUCAGAGACGUACGCUGCGUGAUAGAGUUGAGGGUGGUGGCGUAUCAGGUUGGAAAGUUUGUGGUUCGUGCUAGCACCUAACUUUUCCAGCAAUAGAAAAUCUCAACACAAAAAUACAAUUAGAAAUGAAGAAACCACUUGUUAAAUAGAGACAACAACAAAAAAAAAACAGACAAAUACGUGCAGCAAAUCAGUACGGCCACUGGCAAACUUGCGGCGAAACAUUAAGUGAAUAAAUAAAUAUCAGCAUGAAAAAAGUGGGUGACAAAGGAACAAUAACUCCGGGAAGGUUACUUCCCUUCCUGCUGUUGUUGGUAGUGCUAUGUCAUAAAAUCGGUGCAACAUCGUCUUCUAUUGAAGAUGAAGCAACAACAAUUCUUAACAAGGAUUACGUGGGCAAAAAUAUAUUGCCCGAUUUAAGUGAGAUCAAGAUGGAUGCAGUUCCGGAACCCCAUCGGGUAGCAGCGGAGCAGUUCAGAGACCUGUGGAAAGAAUAUCUUAACGGGGUUAAGGAUUACGAUGUAGUUAAAGAUAUUCCAUUCACGUUGAUCGUCCCGGAUCGAAUCGAUCGGCUCGCAUUCAAAGGCAACGAGCCACGUGCUCGGGAAUUCCUGAUGGAACACGUCAUACCCGGCGCCUUGAUGGAGAUGAAAGAUCACAACGUGUACGGUAACAUGAAUCGGCACCCGGUGGGCGUGAAUCUGACUUGCAUCAACAUGCUGAUGGGAUACGUGCUCAGGUACAUGACGAAUCAGGAGACGAAAUACGCUGCCCGAUACAACGUGAGCGAUUCGCUGACGAUGGUGUUCAUCGAGGGCAACCUAACGGAGAACAAAGCCGUCAACACCAACAAGCUGAACAAGCGAAAUAUCCAGGAGAAUAACCGGUACAACGAACCUCAACGGUUAGAAAUGAAAAAUGCCACCAAGGAACUAGCUGCGAUCAAGGAGAACCGAAUCGGGCAGCAUUUGAUGAAUUUUCUGUCCAGUUUGAAAUCGGGAGCCAAAGUUUUCCAACAUUUUCUAUCGAACAGCAAUUUAAGUCAGCUGCUGGACGACAGUUCGUACAUGGUUCUGAUUCCAUCGGAUACUGCUUUCCAACGGUGGCAUCCAAUCGACUGGGGCUUCUAUCCGUUCAGUGUGCAAGAGUUCACCGAGAGUGUCCUGAGAAAUCAUUUCGUUCGAGUGCGGCAACCGCUGCGCAUGGCUGAUCUAAGGACCAUAUCCACGGAGCAAAAAUUCAAGACACUCGGCGGAGAAUAUGUUGUACUUAAAGGCAGACCUACUCCGACCGUAAACAACGCCUCAAUUCUCUAUGACUACACUUUAUCUAAUGGAAUCGAAGUGUACAUCAUCUCCGAAGUUCUGUUCGUAUCGGAGGCAGUUGUGUCCCGUCUACAUCAGAUGCACAAGGACAAGGAAACACCCCCGCUACUAGCCUUCCCAUGGUUUGGGGCGCAGUUCCUAUCGCAUUCCUUCCUGGCACUGGAACGUGACAACCGGUUCACUCAGAUAACGCGCUUCCUGAAUACAGCGGAGAUCGCUCAGUACAUAUCCGGCGCCAAUUAUACUUUCUUCGUUCCUACCGAUGAAGCUUUCGAGCGGUACAGCUUCGAUAUCCUGCCGGAUAACGUGCUCGCCUCGGAAAAAGGUAUUAAAUUGUUGCUCAAUCACUUCAUCAAGGGUCGUUUGUAUGACCGUGAUCUUCGGGACGGCGAAGUGAUGGACACGAUCGGUGGUCUACCGGUCAAAAUUCACCGAAACUUCGACAACAACGUUACCGUUAACAACGCCAAAAUCAUCGAAUCGGAAGUAUUCGUCUACAACCUGGGAACCAUGUUCUAUGUGAACGAUGUGCUCUAUCCGGACAUCCUCAAGGACGAAGUGGCCGUCAUAACGGAGAUGAAAAACCCCGACAAGAACAUUCCACCGGACGAUACCGGUGACGUUUACACGACCGAAGGGAACCAGCCAGAUCGGCGUUCGUCGUCGACGACUCAUCGGACAUACUUCACGACGAGUGCCGAUGUGGAAAUUGUCCCACUGGAGAUAACCGAACAAAGUGGCAACGACGACGACUUUUUACUGCAGGACGAUGAAAUUAUUACACCGAAAGCGUUGCCGGUUAAGUACUAUUUUGCACCGAAAAAGUAGAACAUCUCGAUUUUUUGUUUUGUUUGGAGGAAAUGUGAGAUGAAUGGUAACUGUUUGGAUGCAGUAAAAUUUUGAGUGCUGGUGGCGAUGUAAAUCAUUAUGCUAGACUAGGAAAAUCUCCAAAUAACGAACAAUGUCGAUGCGUACAAUGGAGGUAUAAUUUUUCGAUUUCGAGGAAAAAAUCGACGCUGAAUUGGUCGCAAUGAGCUUUCACACUUAUCGAGACAUUCAUGAUUUAUUUUUAAAUACGUUGAGGUCAUUAAGUUUGAUUAUUUUACAUUUGGCACUUCCAGGAAUUACGCUAAAAGGAAAAGAAUAUUCUAGACGAACCAGUUUCGAGAACAAAAACAUUAUUAUCGCACAUUUUGUAAGCUACUCUUUCAACGGAAAGUACUGAGAACUGUAGAUUCUAAACAGCUGACAGAUCGUUCUCGAAGUGAUUAUAAAUGUUGUCUAAAUUAUGUAAAUUAUUCUCUUCUCAUAUUGUUGGAUCAUAUAAAUGUAAACCUUAAGUACGCUGCAGACGAUCCGUCAGAUUCCGUCAAUGGAACGUUCUCCGUUUGUCAAAAUUAGUUUAAUACGUGAACUCAUUACGAGACCCUCGGUGGUAAAGUGUUGUUCAUAAGAAUUCCACAAAAGCAAGCUUAAUGUUCCGUUGUCGCUGCGUAACAGUGACGGAAUUCCGACGAAUCGUUUGAAUCGCACUUUAAACGAUUUAUAUCUAAACAGUCUUCCAGAGAUUUUACAAACUGAAAUGGUGUUUUGGAUAAAUGUUUGAGAUUAGUGAAAAACUGAAUUUGUUUGAACGUUUCGGCAACUGGAAGUUUAUCUAGAUUAGUUUAAUAUGGUUAAUUGGAACAUAAAACUAAUAUCUACAAUGGUAAAUAGAUAAAAAAACAACUUAUCAUUUUCACAAAAUGCCCAGUUGACUAACAUUAAUCAAAACAAAGAUCCACUGACUAGCUUUUAAGUAAUAAGCGACGAACAUUGAAUAAUCUCAUUAGCCUUAAGCAACCAAACUCAAAAAUAUUUAUUUAAUGAAUGAUGGAUUUCUUACAUAUAAAUGUAACUAUAAUAUACAGCAAUACGAACAGUUGGCUACUUCAGUCAGACGGUUCCUAAAUCAAAUAUACAGUAGCACGCUCAAUUGAGAAAACCGAAAAGAUAUUCAAUCAUGACUAUCCAUUUUUCGUACUAAGUUUUGAACAAAAAAUUAAAAGAUUAGUUUUAGAUAUGGUUUGUCCCUUCAGCUAAGAUUAAACGCUAUACAUAUUACCAAUGGUUGUGAACGACCAAGACCACAGAUACAAGAUGUAUAAAGGCUAAAACAGAAUUUGAAGAAACCUCUCCAAUCGAUGUACAUUGUAGCUGGUGGAUUUUACACUUAACUUGAUAAUAUAAGUAUGCUUCCCCUAGCAUUUUCCGGUUUUGUCUAAUUUCAAAUCAGAUUCCCACUGAGACGGUUGUGCCAAUGCGUCAAUUUUCAAAAUAGCCUCCUAAUACACUUUUACGAAAAAAUACUGGCCACCAAGUUUUCAUAAGGGACUUCGUUCUUUUUUUAUCGGGCAAAGAAAUCUACAUUAAGCAUUCUAAGGCUGGGAACCAUUUCGCGGAUAAUUUUAACUUUCAGUUGAAAUCUGACACUUGAGCGGUUAUUUUGUGUCUAGUAGUUAGAUUUUAUUAAAACUGCGGCCCAUUUCAAAGUUUGACGAAUGGAAAGUUGUUUGGGUUUAUUUUGCACUGGAAAUAAUUUUAACUAAAGAAUUGAUAUUAGAAUUUUCUUUGCAAGAUUUUUUUCAGUGUCGGAAAAUAACCAUCGAUUCGUCAAAAAUAACCACGCUUUCGAGCAGGGUUGUUUUUGACAACAUCAAAAUAACCGCUCGAGUGUCAGAUUUCAACCAAAAGAUAAAAUUAACCACGAACUGGUUCACAGCCUAACAGCUUACAAUAACAAAUGCCAAGUCACAUUUGACAUCAAACAGUUUUAAGUUCGAUUCAGACGAUCAGUCAACUUCCGUCAACGUCAGCGGGACUUCACCGGUAGUUUAGAUUAGUUUAAGGUUUUCAUUAUUGAAACGAAUACACAUUCUGGACGUAAAAACGUUCCGCGAGCUUGACAUAGCUUGUUAAUAAGUGUUACAAACAGCUCCUUUCCAUGGACAUUCCUUGUCGGUAACGAUUGCCUAAUAUAGCCUGUGAAUCGCACUUUAGCAUAACAGCAUAUGAUGUUUGUUUUCAUUACAAAAUAUCGAACGGUUUUGAGUUCUAGCCAGUUCUUUUUUAGUUUCAAUGGUUUGCUGCAAGGGUGUAAAAAGCCCAAUAUACUUCGUGAUGAAAACAAAUCAAUAUGUAAGAGCAAUUCACACGUGGCAUCUGGUGACUUUCACUGGCAUGAAACGAUUACGAUUACGACAUUAAUUGUAAGCAAUUCUUAUGGAGACACACAACGUCAAUACCACGGAACAAUUUGGCUAUCGGUACAACAUCCGGUUAAAACGAAUUAUUAAAUUAAUCUUGAUGUCGUCCGAAGUUGAUUUUUCGUGUGAAUCAUAUUUAAUUCUGGCAUUUCCUGAUGAAAACAAACAAAUCUUAAUUGCAGUUUUGGUUGUAAAUGAACUAUCAUAAAGCCUAAUAAUUUCAUUAGUCCAGUGUUUCCAGAACUAUUAACAGCCAAUAAUGCGAGAGGAAGCAUAUUUGAUAUUUUCUUGUUAUGUCUCACACAAUUCAAAGGCAUCUCAAAUCUAUUAAAGGCAUAGUUGUUCACUACUACAGCACAACAUUUGUAAUAAUUCUACAUAACAUAUUCAGAUAAGCCACCUACACAUAUUUGUUCCAUGUUUUAUGUUCGAUUGUUCAAUCUAAAAAAAUAUAUUGGUAUUAUCCAAGUACAAGUACCUCUUAUCUGUGGCCUGGUCUACAGCUCGGCACUGUUUGUUUGAACGUUUGGCUAUUAGGCUGUUGUAAGUUGAGUUUUUAUAUCAGAUAUCGUUGUACGUGUGUAAAGUCAGGAUUCAUUAUGAUAUGUUUAAUAAAAAAACACAAACUGA